This is a messenger RNA of Nicotiana attenuata, 2537 nucleotides long. RefSeq names its product cleavage and polyadenylation specificity factor subunit 3-I. NCBI's taxonomy places the organism in Eukaryota, Viridiplantae, Streptophyta, Magnoliopsida, Solanales, Solanaceae. Gene Ontology annotation, biological process: mRNA 3'-end processing by stem-loop binding and cleavage. The transcript has 6 exons. The record is from RefSeq and is a predicted model, not a curated record. The coding region runs from base 241 to 2328 and encodes 695 amino acids. Gene Ontology annotation, cellular component: mRNA cleavage and polyadenylation specificity factor complex. Gene Ontology annotation, molecular function: 5'-3' exonuclease activity; RNA binding; RNA endonuclease activity.
UCCAAACACACUCAAGGUGAAAAAGUUAAAAAAUAGCUUGUAAGCACAAUUUCAAUUCUAACGUUUAUUGCAAAACAGCACUUCCUCUCACUCUCUACCUCGGCCGGCGUUCCGGUGAAAAUCCGACGAAUCUCCGAGCUGACUUCACCGGUCUCCGAGCAUAUCUCCAUCCGGAAGUUAUUGAUACUCGAAUAGACCUUGUAAGCAUCUUCAGUCUUCAGCUCAGACUUAGGGUUCAGAAUGGCGUCUACUGGACAACCACAUUCAACUUUGAAGAGACCUAGUCCUGCAGUUAACAGAGAAGGAGAUAAACUCAUUAUCACUCCUUUAGGGGCUGGGAGUGAAGUUGGACGGUCCUGUGUUUACAUGUCUUUCAAAGGAAAAACAGUCUUGUUUGACUGUGGCAUUCAUCCAGCUUACUCAGGCAUGGCUGCUUUGCCGUAUUUUGAUGAAAUUGAUCCUUCAACUAUUGAUGUUCUUCUAAUUACCCAUUUUCACUUAGAUCAUGCUGCCUCCCUUCCUUAUUUUCUUGAAAAGACUACAUUUAAAGGGCGUGUAUUUAUGACUCGUGCAACAAAGGCUAUAUACAAGUGGCUUUUGUCAGAUUAUGUUAAAGUGAGCAAAGUCUCGGUUGAAGAUAUGUUGUUUGAUGAACAUGAUAUUAAUCACUCCAUGGACAAAAUUGAGGUUGUCGACUUCCAUCAGACUAUGGAAGUAAAUGGCAUUAGCUUUUGGUGUUAUACUGCAGGUCAUGUCCUUGGUGCUGCCAUGUUUAUGGUUGAUAUUGCUGGUGUUCGAGUUCUCUAUACAGGAGACUACUCCCGUGAAGAAGACAGGCAUCUCUGUGCUGCUGAGACCCCGGAAUUUUCUCCAGAUAUUUGCAUUAUAGAAUCAACUUAUGGUGUUCAACUCCAUAUGCCACGUCAGAUAAGAGAGAAGCUUUUCACUGAUGUGAUACACUCAACACUCAUGCAAGGUGGUCGGGUGCUGAUUCCUGCUUUCGCCUUGGGACGUGCACAGGAACUUCUCCUUAUCCUGGAGGAAUAUUGGUCUAACCAUCCUGAACUUGCUAAUUUCCCCAUAUAUUAUGCUUCUCCACUUGCAAGAAAGUGUAUGGCUGUCUAUCAGACUUACAUCAAUGCCAUGAAUGAAAGGAUCCGCAAUCAGUUUGCCAGCUCAAAUCCAUUCGAUUUCAAACAUAUUUCUUCCCUGAACAGUAUUGAGGAUUUUACAGACAACAAACCAUGUGUGGUGAUGGCAAGCCCAGGUAGUCUUCAAAGUGGUUUGUCAAGGCAGCUGUUCGAUAAAUGGUGCUCUGACAAGAAAAAUGCUUGUGUUAUACCUGGGUAUAUGGUGGAAGGGACCUUGGCGAAGACUAUCAUCAAUGAACCGAAGGAAGUCACCUUACAAAAUGGCUUGAGUGCUCCACUUAAUAUGCAGGUUCAUUAUAUUUCAUUCUCAGCUCACGCGGAUUAUGCUCAGACAAGUACCUUCUUGAAAGAACUUAUGCCUCCUAACAUAAUUCUAGUCCAUGGAGAGGCUAAUGAGAUGGGAAGGCUCAAGCAGAAACUUACCUCUCUCUUUGCUGAUGGCAAUACUAAAAUAAUUACGCCCAAGAACUGCCAAUCAGUUGAAAUGCACUUCAACUCUGAGAAAAUGGCUAAAACUGUUGGAAGGCUGGCUGAAAAGACCCCUGAAGUGGGUGAAAUCGUCAGUGGUUUACUUGUAAAGAAAGGUUUCACUUACCAGAUCAUGGCACCUGAUGAUCUCCAUGUCUUUUCUCAGCUAUCCACUGCAAAUGUCACACAGAGAAUUACUAUCCCAUAUUCAGGUGCUUUUGCCGUUAUACAACACAGGCUUAAGCAAAUCUAUGAAAGUGUAGAGUCCUCAACAGAUGAGGAAUCUGGUGUUCCAAGUUUGCGAGUGCAUGAGCGAGUGACGGUGAAGCAGGAGUCAGAGAAUCAUCUCUCCCUUCAUUGGACAGCGGAUCCAAUUAGUGACAUGGUAUCUGACUCCAUCGUGGCAUUGGUUUUGAAUGCCUGCAGGGAGAUGCCUAAAGUAUCAGUUGAGUCGGAAACUUUGAUGAACGAGGAGGAAGAUGCCAAGAAAGCUGAGAAAAUAGUCCACGCACUCCUUGUUUCUCUGUUUGGUGACGUGAAAUUUGGGAACGACGGUAAGCUGGUAAUAAAUGUUGAUGGGAAUGUGGCUAAUCUUGAUAAACAAACUGGUGAUGUUGAAUGUGAAAAUGAAGGUCUCAAGGAGAGAGUUAGGACUGCAUACCGGAGAAUUAGAAGUGCUGUGAAGCCAAUACCGCUUUCUGCAGCUUAGUCUCUUGUACUUUUUCUUUACUGAGUAGAGUUUGUAUGCAAGAAUAACAUUGUACUUUAUUUUCAGCUUCAUAGAUAGGAAGCAAAAUUUAUUCUGAAUUCAUUGUUCUGUUCAGUAAUUCUCUCUUUUCCCUCUAAUUUGUUUGAUCUGAAAUUUUCUUCUGUUCCAAGUUGUGGAUGUUGGUGUUAUGCAUUUGGGUAAUUUUGGUA